AUGUCUUCGCUAAAAGAUCUAGCUCAGGAGUUGCAACCUCUGUGUUAUAAUGAGGAUGAUGAUAAUAAUAAUAGUAAUAUAAUGUCCGUGCAGUAUCGUAAAGUACACAACUUUUCACGUGUAUAUCGGUACGGACGAGCUCGUACACACGACGAGGAAAUGUUUCCGGUCGGCUCGUCAGCUGCGGGGCCUGAUGGAGUGCAACUGAAGGCUGCAGCCCCCGAGCUCGAGGCCCGUUUAACACCCGACUAA
Messenger RNA from Macrosiphum euphorbiae (potato aphid), 252 nucleotides. NCBI's taxonomy places the organism in Eukaryota, Metazoa, Arthropoda, Insecta, Hemiptera, Aphididae. The record is from the annotation of a GenBank genome assembly.